This is a messenger RNA of Pseudoliparis swirei, 2419 nucleotides long. It is a transcript of the gene sgcg, whose product is annotated as sarcoglycan, gamma. Gene Ontology annotation, cellular component: sarcolemma; sarcoglycan complex. The transcript has 9 exons. The coding region runs from base 282 to 1154 and encodes 290 amino acids. Gene Ontology annotation, biological process: heart contraction; cardiac muscle tissue development. The record is from RefSeq and is a predicted model, not a curated record. Lineage: Eukaryota; Metazoa; Chordata; Actinopteri; Perciformes; Liparidae.
UUUCAGAUCUCAAGGUGGAACCUCGUUUUGGUCAACCUCGGCAGUCGGCUGUCUGACAUGGAGACUGGAAAAGGCAGAGGGAGUCGUGGUGGGAGCGCCGUCUCGUGGCGAUGAGCCGGGCUGCACCGGGAGCUGGAUUUAUGGCACGCAGCUGUUGAGCGGCUGACAGACGAGUGAGUGGCUCAAGCGCUGCUGCUUCUCAAGCUGCUCUUACCAGCUCGAGCUCCGCUUGCCGUAGGAAAGAGGACCGCUGUGCCCAGACGCUCACACAACGUCGGCAGAUGGUGCGGGAGCAGUAUGUCACCACCACCCAGGGCAGCAGCUCGCCCAGGCCGGUGCCCGACAACGUCUACAAGAUCGGCAUCUACGGCUGGAGGAAGCGCUGCCUCUACCUGUUUGUCCUGCUGCUCAUCAUCAUUCUGGUGGUGAACUUUGCCCUCACCAUCUGGAUCGUCAGGGUGAUGCGGUUCAACACGGAAGGGAUGGGCCUCCUCCAGGUGAACCCGGACGGGGUCAAGCUGCAGGAUGGCGAGUCCGAGUUUCUUUUCCCCGUCUACGCUCAGGAGAUCCACUCCAGAGAAGACUCUUCGCUUCUCGUGCACUCAUCGGAAAAUGUUUCGCUUAACGCCCGCAAUGAAAACGGUGACGUCACAGGGAGGAUAUCUGUGGGUCCAACGGAGGCUCAGGGAUACACUCGAAAUCUGCUCAUUAGCUCCCUCAAUGACGACAUGCUGUUCAGCGCAGAUGGCGACCAGGCUGUGAUUGGACCAGACAAACUACGAGUCACAGGGCCUGAAGGAGCUCUGUUCCAGCAUUCAGUGGAGGUGCCCCUGCUGAAAUCUGAACUUUUGAAAGACCUGAGGCUGGAGUCUCCGACUCGCUCGCUCACUCUGGAGGCGCCAAAAGGAGUUUAUUUCAAAGCGCUGGCCGGCAACAUUGAAGCUGCUUCGAACAUGGACGUCAUUCUGCAGUCGACUAUAGGACUGCUGGUGCUGGAUGCUGAGACGGUGCGCAUGCCGAGCUUGCCCAAGAGCGAAGGAGGGGUUUCUGGAAAUGCUGAUGGUCUCCAUGAGGUCUGCGUUUGUCCCAGCGGCAAGCUCUUCCUGUCUAAGGCUGGGGUCACCUCCACUUGCAGCGAGUAUCAGGACUGCUAAAAAGACUGUGACGAGGUCAUCGUUUUUUUCAUCUCUGUAGAUCUUCUGGGAGGCAGCAAGCACAACUGUUUAUAUUUGGCCUGGAGAUUCUUUUCCUUUUAAAAUCUUUAUACCACAGUGGGUCUCUGAUGAUCGCAGAGAUAAGAUCCCACUGGCACAUCGAGGCCUGUAAAAAUACAAAUGCCUGCUGGCGUACAUGUAGGAGAUGUCAUGAAAUGCAUCCUUUUAGUGGCAUUUAUGAUCUUCUAACCAUUUAGCUGAAACUCAUCUUUCCAAAUGUAUUAGCAUCAGAGCUUUGUAAAGAGGUUUUUUUUUACACACACACAGUAUCAUGGCUGGGCAAUGAGGAGCUGGUAACGGCUUACAUCCUAUGCAAUAUUAUCUUGUGGUGCAAUAAAUAAAUUGACUCAUAUCAAGGGUUUGGAAUAAGACACGUUUUCUCAAAUGCAGAUGAAUGUUAUUUUGGUCUACCUGUGCCCUCCUGGGUCCAAGCCCUUGGUGUGUAUGAUUGUGCUUGUCUUGGUGUUCAGCAUGUCUUUAUUUAAUUGGGGGGGGGGGGACAUUUUGUGAAAUGUUGGUAAAUAUCUUGUCAUUGUCACUUCAGAGUUUUCUUAUUUUAUUUGAGUAAAACACGAGGCCUCAGACUUUUUAAGAUUUGAGAAUAAAAAGUGUUUAUGGUACCAUGAAGUGUUUCUAGUGCGGUAUAAUGUGUGUGUGCAAGUAUAUUUAGAUUUUAUUUACUACACAUAUAUUUGUUUUGGCCUUUAUAAUUUUAAGCCCCACUUAAGCAUGUAAUCAUGCCUUAGAUCAUGCGUAACCUCAUUUACAGUCAAGGGUCUAUGACCGGAAACUUUAACAUGGAAGCAAAAACUCAACAUUUCUCAUGGACUAAAUGUAAUUAUGGGUAGUUUAUGAUUCUGUUUUUGUUCUGGUAGUUUGAUUUGAAAACAAUGGUGGCAUUUAAGUGUUGCUUUUAAGUCAAAUGCCUUAUUUUUUUACACAAUAUGCAUGAGGGUGAUGGACUACAUUUGCGUCCGUGAGCUUAAGAUUCUCUUUUCAUUACAUCAAAGAAGGCAAUAUUGUCUAAUGGAUGCAUUGAAUUUCUCAUUAUUUUAACUGCAAGACUGCAUAAGUAUUAUCUCACAAUUUUGUUAUUACAAUUUCUAAGUAGAUGAUUUGCAAUUCUCACAUUUUCUAGCAUUUUUUGAUAGUGUGUAAUGUGUAUUUAUUUUUGUAUGUUGAAUAAACUUUGUGCUAUUCUAUGA